CAGCACAACUUCCACUUUCUCAGAGAGAGAGAGAGAGAGAGAGAGAGAGAGAGAGAGAGAGAGAGAUGGAAUGGAAGAAAUGUUAUUUAGAUGUUAUACUUGUCCCAAUGGGGGUUCUGAUAUGCAUGGGGUAUCAUCUAUGGCUAUGGCAUAAGGUUCGAACACAGCCAUUCUCAACCAUCAUUGGAACUAAUGCCAGUGGCCGUCGAUUCUGGGUUUCAGCUAUAAUGAAGGACAAUGAUAAGAAAAACAUUUUGGCUGUUCAGACACUGCGAAACACGAUCAUGGGAUCGACGCUCAUGGCCACCACGUCGAUCCUUCUCAGUUCAGGAUUGGCAGCAGUAAUAAGUAGUACUUACAGCAUCAAGAAGCCCCUCAAUGACACCGUCUAUGGGGCGCAUGGAGAAUUCAUGGUGGCGCUAAAAUACGUUACUCUCCUCCUCGUUUUCCUUUUCUCUUUCCUAUGUUACUCUCUCUCGAUCCGGUUCAUAAGCCAGGUGAAUUUCCUCAUCAACUGCCCUCAGGAUAACUCCUCCGUCGUCAAUCCAGGGUAUGUAUCGGAGCUUCUCGAGAAAGGAUUUGUACUCAACACAGUUGGAAAUAGAUUGUUCUACGUUGCACUGCCUCUUAUGCUGUGGAUCUUUGGACCUGUUCUGGUUUUCUUAUGUUCUAUAACAUUGGUGCCUGUCCUUUACAAUCUUGACUUUGUUUUUGCUAGUGAAAAACUAAAGAUGGGAUCUGAGAAUGCAAAUGAUAAUGGCUUUGCAUCAGUGUAAAAGAUAAUACUGCUGUCAUAUUCACAAUUUAAUUCCUAUUAAUUUAAUGCUAUCAAGUGCUUAUUUA
Olea europaea var. sylvestris is the source of this 843-nucleotide messenger RNA. RefSeq lists its product as uncharacterized. The record is from RefSeq and is a predicted model, not a curated record. The transcript has 2 exons. The coding region runs from base 66 to 776 and encodes 236 amino acids. NCBI's taxonomy places the organism in Eukaryota, Viridiplantae, Streptophyta, Magnoliopsida, Lamiales, Oleaceae.